Molecule: messenger RNA, 918 nt
Organism: Phoenix dactylifera (date palm)
Lineage: Eukaryota; Viridiplantae; Streptophyta; Magnoliopsida; Arecales; Arecaceae
Source: RefSeq, a predicted model, not a curated record
AUGUCACACGAUGGCCAGCUUGAUUUCUACCCCAUUGUCAAGAAGUAUCUCGACCGCCUCCUUGGGGAGGUCGUCGAUGGUGCCAUCACCUACGCCUUGUUGAGGCUGGAGGGUUCCGGUGUGUCCCAAACCAUGCAAGUAGCUGCCAACAUGCUUGUGAUGGAGCGGGCUUGUGACUUCUUCUUCCGCCAUGCUGCACAGCUCUCUGGCAUCCCCCUCCGCAUUGCCGAGAGGGGCAGGAAGGAGUUCCCAUUGAAGAUUAACUUGAGUCAGAAAAAGUCUCGGGAUGCGGCUGAGGAGCUUUUGCUGCGCUUGCUUGAGGCCAAGCUCGAUGAUUUUAUGAUCUUGACCGACACUGUGAGCUGGAUGGCUGACGACCCGCCUCCAAAUGGGAAUGAGUAUGCGAAUGAGGUAAUUAUAUACCUUGAGACCUUGGCCUCCACUGCACAGCAGAUACUGCCCAUCCCAGUCCUCCGGCGGGUGCUUUAUGGGGUCCUCGCCCAGGUAUCUGAAAAGAUCGUGGGGCUUGUCCUUAGUGAUUCAGUCAAGAGGUUUAAUGCAAAUGCUGUGACAGGAAUAGAUGCUGACUUGAGGCUUUUUGAAUCAUUUGCUGAUAACCAAUCCCAUUUGUUUGGAGAUACUGAGGACUCGGGUGCAAGCGAACUGAAAAUGCCUUUAUUGGAAGCAAGGCAACUGGUUAAUUUGCUCAUGAGCAAUCACCCAGAGAAUUUCUUGAACCCAGUGAUCCGGGAGACGAGUUACAAUAAGCUGGACUGCAAGAAGGUAGCCACAAUAUCUGAGAAGUUCAGAGAUUCGUCAGAUAGGCUGUUCUCAACAUUUGGUACAAGGGGUUCGAAACAGAACCCAAAGAAGAAAUCACUGGAUGCCUUGAUAAACAGGCUCAAGGAUGGGAGCUGA